Molecule: messenger RNA, 1280 nt
Organism: Melanotaenia boesemani (Boeseman's rainbowfish)
Lineage: Eukaryota; Metazoa; Chordata; Actinopteri; Atheriniformes; Melanotaeniidae
Product: free fatty acid receptor 3
Exons: 2
Coding region: 1-1137 (378 amino acids)
Biological process (GO): G protein-coupled receptor signaling pathway; response to fatty acid; positive regulation of insulin secretion
Cellular component (GO): plasma membrane
Molecular function (GO): bioactive lipid receptor activity
Source: RefSeq, a predicted model, not a curated record
AUGUCGUGUGCACCUCGCCCCCUACAUGCCCACAUUCUGGCCGCCGCCUCCUUUUUUUCCACCUGUUUUGUCUUCUGCCUCAGAGUCAAGAGUGGUUUCCCGUUGGAUGGUAACCAGACCAGAGGACGUCCUCAUGCUGUAGCGGACUCGUCUGAAGAGAUGCCGUUGACGGUCUUGGACUGCGUCGCUGUCUCCGUCCACAUCUUCACCUUUCUGCUCGGCCUUCCUGCCAACCUGCUUGUCCUCUUCGUGUACACACGCAAGGCUCGCAAGCACGGCGCCACGCCUAACGUGGUCUAUGCCCUCAACCUGUGCGUGGCCAACCUGGCGCUCGUGGCCUGGCUGCCCGUGAAGGUGGGGGAGAUGGUGCUGAAGGACUGGAGGCUUCCACCGCUGGUGUGCCCUUUUUACAGCUUCUUCUUCUACUCCUCCCUAUACGGCAGCUGUCUCUUCAUCACCGCCGUCACCGUGGGGCGUUACCUCAGCAUCGCAUUCCCCAUCAUCUACAAGAGGUACCGCCGUGCACGCCUGUCCUGCUACAUCGCUGCUGCCUUGUGGGUGCUGGUAACAGUGCACCUCAGCAUCAGCCUGGUGGCUGAGGGAGGGGCUUACUUCGUCGGCAUCAAGGACAACAUCUCGGUGUGUUACGACCACUUCAACGCGUCCCAACUGAAGGUGCUGCUGCCUCUGCGCCUGGAGAUGGCCAUCGUCUUGUUUCUUUUGCCUCUGAUCAUGACGUGCUUUUGCACGCUGCGUUGCGUCACUCUGGUGUGGCGUUCAAAUCUGCCCCCGAUGGGGAAGAGGAGAGUCCUGGCUGUGGCUCUGUCCACACUGGCUGUGUUCGUGGUGUGCUACGCACCCUACAACGCCUCGCACGUUGUGGGGUUUGUGUGGGGUACGAAUGUGUCGUGGAGGCCUUAUGCAAUGCUCACGAGCUCCUGUAACGUUUUCCUGGAGCCCGUAGUGAUGUUGAUGCUCUCGCCAGCCGUGUCGAGGGGCAUUCUGGGGAGAAUCUGUGGCCAACAGAGCCAGUUUAGGCGGAGCGAGGGGUGUCGGCAUCGAGCUAAACCGAUUAGUGGUUUCACAAACAUCAAAGUGCCACCUUCUCUGUCUGAGAAGGAUGGGGUAACAAAAUGAGGUUGAGAACAAUAAUCACAGCACACCAACCCACAGAAACGCUGCAUCGUCAUCACGUAACGUCACGUCUUCUCCCUCUUUGGACCAAAUGUUUGUGACGUCCUGAUGACGCAGAUUUUGUGACUUUCUUUAAGCCAGCAGUG